GGCUCAGUGAAGUCAUUUUCCCCAAGCCACCCUAGGAAUCCGGUGUUCCAAUACUCAGAUAUUGGAGCACGGCUCUUCCUAGUUCUAGGAGCCGUUAUCCGGCUUCGGACAUUACAACUAUUAUAUCCUGAACUUUUUUCCAUUCCUAUAUUCUUUAUGAAGUUCGGGAUUAAACGUUUAUAAAAUGGCAUUUGGAACAGUUCGAUGGUCGAACUGUAUACUCCCAUUAUUGCUAUGGGUGACAGUAACAGCAGCUCAAGGUACGGCUCAAGAGACAUGCGUAUUUAACGGAGAGAUUCUUCAAGAUGGAGACAUAGUUGACGGAUUAGAACCAUGCACACAAUGUAGUUGUGAAUUGGGAAAGAUCAAAUGUUUUAAAACGGAUCAAUGUCCCAUCGAUAGUGACAACCAAGAAGUUAGAGAUUCGGUCAGCGAGAGUGAAGCUUCUGGACACCGAGGACAGCCAGGCUAUAUAGGGUUCACGGGUAAACAAGGAGCUAUGGGACCUACAGGAUCCGAUGGAAAUCAUGGUAUCCCAGGGCCCCCAGGACCACCCGGCGUUCCCAAGACGCAAGCCGAUGAAGCAUUUAUGCACUGGGCUCAGGCCUACCCCCAAAAGGCAGGCGGAUUUGCCCAGGGACAACGAUACCUUCAAGCUAAUAUCGGACCAGCUGGACCUCGUGGACCAACAGGACCCCCAGGACAGCCGGGACCACAAGGUUUGACCGGAAUUCGCGGAGAGCCAGGUGAUUCCGGACCCCCUGGAUCACCUGGACCACGAGGAUCUCCAGGACCUCCAGGGUUACCCGGACCAGAUGGAGAUUCUGGACGUAAUGGCGAGCCAGGACCACGUGGACUUAUCGGAAGGAAGGGACCUAACGGACCAGCUGGAACUCCAGGGAUCCCAGGAUCAAAAGGACAUCGGGGUUUCCAUGGUUUGUCGGGACCUCCUGGAGAACAGGGAUUACCAGGUGAUAAGGGAGAUACCGGUCCCCCAGGACCCGCCGGUGCCCCAGGUCUCCAAGGAAUGCGUGGUUUGGCCGGAGACAGAGGAAGGGAUGGAAAUGAUGGACCAGCGGGUCUGAGAGGAGUUGAUGGACUUUCAGGAGCUGCAGGUGCUCCUGGUCCCGUCGGAAACAUCGGACCACCAGGAAUUCCUGGACGUCCAGGGACAAAGGGAGGUGCAGGAGCCCCUGGCCCCAAGGGAGCCAUGGGACUUCAAGGACAACGCGGAGAUAGCGGAGAACCAGGACCAGCAGGGGAGGCGGGAGCCGUCGGACCCAAUGGUCUUCCCGGAAGUAACGGCGAGAAGGGAGCUUACGGUGAACCCGGACCUUCCGGUCCCCCAGGAUUUCCAGGACCUCGUGGUUCCCCAGGAUUUGGUGGAAGUCCAGGACCCCAGGGACCAAAGGGAUCAGCGGGUCAACCAGGAGAAAUGGGCAUUAAGGGAGCUUCAGGACAGCGUGGUCCUGCAGGAUCUGUUGGAGAGAGGGGCAUCCAAGGACCAGCUGGACACGAGGGAAAGAGGGGACAACGUGGAGUAGUUGGAGAGACGGGACCGGCAGGACCCCAGGGUGAGCGAGGACCACCAGGACAACGAGGGAUGCCAGGAGCUACUGGUGAGGCAGGAAACAUUGGAGAAGAUGGAGCUCCUGGAUCAAGGGGUCGUCGUGGAAUCAGUGGACCAAUGGGAGAACCCGGACGUCAGGGAGCACCAGGAAAUCGAGGAUCCAGAGGACCUUCAGGUAUGGCCGGAUUAGAUGGAGUUCCAGGACGAGCUGGAAACCAAGGAGUUCCCGGCAAUGACGGAAACCCUGGAGAAAUGGGACCACCGGGUAUUCCUGGCCCAGCCGGUGUCCAAGGACCACAAGGACCAACAGGAGAUAGGGGUACUCCAGGUAAAGACGGGAACCAUGGUCCUCAAGGUAGCCGAGGCCCGGCUGGAGAUGCUGGACCCCAAGGAGAAAUGGGACCGUAUGGACCCCCAGGACCAAUAGGAGAGGCUGGCGAGAGAGGACCAACUGGAAACGGCGGCCCACAAGGAUACCAGGGUGCACCAGGAUUGCCUGGACCACCCGGUGAGUCAGGAAAACCUGGAGAACAGGGAGAGCCUGGUAAUCAGGGCAGGAAUGGACGUCCCGGAUCUCCAGGAGAGAGAGGAUUCCCAGGAGAACAGGGAGAACCAGGAGUUUCUGGCGAACCAGGAAAAGCUGGACCAGAGGGUCCGACUGGAAGGGCUGGAGAAAGGGGACCUCCCGGAGAACAAGGUGAGAAAGGAGAGCUCGGACCAACUGGAGUAUUGGGACCUCAAGGACAGCGAGGAGGACGGGGAGCGCCAGGAGAACAGGGAGAGCCCGGUGACCCUGGACCACCUGGCCCUGACGGAUCUACCGGACGUUCUGGAGAGCCUGGACCACCGGGAAAGCCAGGAGAGGUCGGACUACCCGGACCAACUCCACCGAAGGGAGAGCCCGGAGAUCCAGGAUUUGAUGGAGAAAAGGGAUCGCGAGGAUCUCCUGGAGAGAGAGGUCCUAUGGGAUUGCCAGGUGCAGACGGAUUAACUGGCAUGCCAGGUAAUGCAGGACCGGCUGGUCCAAAGGGACAACAAGGAUAUCCUGGAGAAAAAGGUGAUCAAGGAGUAGUUGGAGAUGCCGGAAUCUCCGGACCUCCUGGAGCUAGGGGUCAACCAGGAUUAGAUGGAGCCAAGGGUGUACGAGGAGAACAAGGACCCCCGGGUCUUCCAGGUGUACCAGGACCAAAUGGCCGUACAGGCCCAGUGGGACCUCAAGGCAGUCUUGGAGAAAUUGGUGAUGCCGGACCACCUGGCGCUGAUGGAAUCAAGGGACAACGUGGAAUGAAUGGACAUAUGGGCUAUGCAGGUGAGGCUGGAGCUGCUGGAUUACCUGGAGAGUCUGGACAGAAGGGAGUACGCGGAGAAGAUGGAAAUGCGGGACCAGUUGGACCAGUUGGACCUCAGGGAUCAGCUGGCGACAGAGGACAACCCGGUAUCCAAGGAAUCAGAGGAGAGAGGGGCCCCAUGGGACCUCCUGGACCACCUGGCAGCCAAGGAUCUCCCGGACGUGAGGGUCAAGAUGGACAUCCAGGAAAGGCUGGACCAAGGGGUGUGGCCGGACCUCCAGGACCAGUUGGAGAACCUGGUAACAUAGGUUCCCCUGGUGCGGAUGGUACCCCUGGACUUCCAGGAAGAGAAGGAGAAAAGGGACCAGAUGGCGAUAUGGGCAUGCCUGGGGCUACUGGUCUGAUGGGCUUCCCAGGACCCGCUGGACCCCCAGGGUCACCAGGACCUGCCGGAGAGCGAGGUGUCAGAGGCGAGUCGGGACCAGAUGGAUCCCAAGGGUCUCAAGGACCACGCGGACCACCAGGCCCAUACGGACCACAGGGAGUAUCAGGAGAAAGGGGAGACGACGGAAUUCAGGGUGACAAGGGAGACCCUGGUCUGAUUGGAAUGCCAGGACUUCCUGGACCAGAGGGACCUGCAGGUGACCAAGGAAAUGUUGGACCUCCGGGACCUAUGGGACAACAGGGACCCGAAGGACAACGUGGACUUCCCGGUAGACCAGGUAACACUGGCGAAGUCGGACCUCCAGGACCUAUGGGACCACGUGGAGAGCAAGGAGAUGACGGUCGAUCUGGUGUGAUGGGAAAUUCUGGUCCACCAGGACCCCCGGGAGAGCCAGGGCGAUCCGUUUACAGCCAGGCAAUUUCUGGAUGGUUCCAUCGCUCUAACCUGAAGGGAGUGCAGGGAGACGAACCUUUGACUGAAGAGCAAACCAACAUUGUGGCUUAUCUUGACUAUCUUGGAGAGGAGUUGAUGAAAAUUAUUCAUCCACGUGGAGAGGAGGAUUCCCCUUACGCCAGGACCUGCCUGGAUCUCCGCAUGAAGAACCCAGAUUUAACAAACGGUCUUUAUUGGAUCGAUCCUGAUGGCGGUGUACCUUCUAACAAGAUCCAGGUCUUCUGCGACUUCAGGAAGAGGACAUACACAUGCGUGCAGCCAUUGUAUGAUAUGUACGAGAAUCAGCCAGUAACAAAGGAGGACGGAGAGGACUAUGCUAUGUUUGCCCAAAAGACAAUCAAGGGCAAAGAGCUACAGUACAAGUCCAACAGGGUACAGCUGAAGUUCCUGCAGAAGGUCAGCUCUAAGGCCAUCCAGACAAUUGUGUACAAGUGCAGGAACAAUGUUGCCUUCUAUGACCGUACUGCGGACGCCUACAACAAGGCCAUCAAACUCGUCACAUUUGACGAUACUGACCUUGGUGCGCAAGGCAGGAAGAAGUACAGAUACAAGGUCAUCAGUGAUGGUUGUGAUAUGGCUGCCGACAGAUGGGGAGAGACCGUGGUAGAGGUUAGCACCAAGAAAACAGAGAGACUGCCAAUUAUUGAUGUAGGCAUCAGCGAUAUUGGAAAAGCAAACCAAGAGUUCAAGAUUGAAGUGGGACCUGUGUGUUUCUCUCACGAAAGUUAAAUGAUUUUUUCACAAUUGAAAAUGAAAAUUUUGGACAAUUAAUAUCUUUAGGUCAUUUUGAGAACUUACUUUAAUGACUCAAAUUAUUAAACGUAGAAAAGAAAAAUUGGUCAAUAUCAUAUACACAUUUUAUUACUGAAAUGACGCCGCAUAUGAAAUGUACAUUUUGUAGGGAUAUUUUUCCGUUGGGAUGGGAGCAUGUAUAUCAUCAUUGGGUUGGGGUUUUUUUUGGAGAAUAUCUAGCAUGUUGGAUGUUUGUGUGUGUGGGACCAUUCCUUCGUUGUUUUCUUUUAUCAGAGAAAGAUAAUAUAUCACGUGACAGGAUGUUUAAUGUAUUCUGUGUAUGAAAGUUGCCAUGGAGGAUGACGAGACGUGACGUCAUCGUUAGGUGUACCACCUGCGGUCUGCCAUGAUACCGCCCCCGAUGACGUCACGUUUCAGACCUUGUAUUUUUAUCUGUGAUAUACAGCUAACACUGCCAUGAUUUCAAGUACUGAAAGCUAUAAAAAAACUAUCAGACGUCUGAAUGCUGUUAUUUCAUUGGUCGUUUACAUUUUCAUUUUUGAAGUAGUCUGACAGUACAUCGUACUAUAUCAUGACACUCGCUUGUCUAACCCUUUUCUUUAAUAAAAAUGAGAAAAAAAUGAUAA
This is a messenger RNA of Ylistrum balloti, 5136 nucleotides long. Its product is annotated as fibril-forming collagen alpha chain-like. Gene Ontology annotation, molecular function: extracellular matrix structural constituent. Lineage: Eukaryota; Metazoa; Mollusca; Bivalvia; Pectinida; Pectinidae. The record is from RefSeq and is a predicted model, not a curated record. The coding region runs from base 185 to 4486 and encodes 1433 amino acids. The transcript is spliced from 50 exons.